ACUAGUUCCAACUUCAUAAAAAAACAAAGUCAAAGUCAUGAAGUUUUCACCAUAUGUCACAUCGUCUAGGAGGAAGCAGAGGAAGGCACAUUUUACAGCGCCAUCUUCUAAGCGUAGAAUUAUUAUGUCUUCUCCUCUAUCUAAGGAAUUAAGAGACAAAUACAAGGUUAAGGCGCUACCUAUUCGAAUCAAUGACGAUGUUCUAAUUACUCGCGGAAGUCAUAAAGGACGUGAAGGGAAAGUUACUCAGGUUUAUAGAAAGAAAUAUGUCAUAUAUAUUGAGAGGGUUGUUAAAGAAAAAGCCAAUGGAGCUACAGUACCAAUUGGGAUUAAUACGAGCAAAGUAGUCAUUACAAAGUUGAAAAUGGAUAAGGAUAGAGAAAGACUUAUUUCAAGAAAGUGCAGAAAUAAGUAAGGACUUUUUUUAAAAAAACUAUAUAUAGAUUUUGUAUUAUAAUAU
Molecule: messenger RNA, 460 nt
Organism: Pneumocystis carinii B80
Lineage: Eukaryota; Fungi; Ascomycota; Pneumocystomycetes; Pneumocystales; Pneumocystaceae
Product: ribosomal protein L24
Exons: 5
Coding region: 38-415 (125 amino acids)
Biological process (GO): ribosomal large subunit biogenesis; cytoplasmic translation
Cellular component (GO): cytosolic large ribosomal subunit
Molecular function (GO): structural constituent of ribosome; RNA binding
Source: RefSeq, a predicted model, not a curated record